This is a messenger RNA of Amblyraja radiata (thorny skate), 5894 nucleotides long. Its product is annotated as transmembrane protein 151B-like. The transcript has 2 exons. Lineage: Eukaryota; Metazoa; Chordata; Chondrichthyes; Rajiformes; Rajidae. Bases 324 to 1844 code for a protein of 506 amino acids. The record is from RefSeq and is a predicted model, not a curated record.
AGGCUGAGCCACUUUCAGGUGUAUAUGUUUGUACGGCGGGGGAGGGGAGCAAGAUCUGCAUUUGGAGAGCUGGGCGCAACCCAGGAUCCGGGAGGUGAAGCUUGAAUGAGGAAAAACCCUGGAGCGCGAAGAAACCUUUGGGACCGUCUGCAACCUUCGUGUAAAAGGAGAUCCCACAUCUGACAGCCACCCCCUUCUGCCCUCCACCAGCCAAAAAAUAAAACCAGCAACAUGCAGCUGAACGGCGGAUCCGGGGAGCGCGGUGUCGGUGCGCAAGUCAGCGGAGGUUUAGCCCGCCAGGGCUGGCCUUGAAUCAAGCACCAAUGCAGCCGCAGAGGACAUCGGCGGUGCCGACCACAGCCAACGGUGUCCCGGGCCCGGAAGAGGCAUCGGCAGAGGUCCGGGAGGAGCAGAGACCAGCGAAGCAGUCACUGAGUACCUCUGUGUGCAGGGAGUCACACUGGAAGUGCCUGAUCCUCUCGCUGCUGAUGUACGGCUGCCUGGGGGCCGUGGCCUGGUGCCAGUUAACGCGGGUCACCAAACUCAGCUUCGACAGCUCCCUGAAGGGCAAGUCCAUGAUCUACCAUGACAGCCCCUGCUCCAACGGGUACGUGUACAUCCCCCUGGCUUUCCUGGCCAUGCUCUACAUGGUCUACCUGGUGGAGUGCUGGCACUGCCACGCCCGCAGCGAGCUGCAGUACAAGGCGGACAUCGACAGCGUGUACGAGCGCAUCGGCCGCAUGCAGCGGGCCACCCCUUGCAUCUGGUGGAAGGCCAUCAGCUACCACUUCGUGCGGCGGACCCGCCAGGUGACCCGCUACCGCAACGGCGACGCCUACACCACCACGCAGGUGUACCAUGAGCGGGUCAACACGCAUGUGGCCGAGGCCGAGUUCGAGUACGGCCGCUGCGGCGUCCGAGACGUCUCCAAGCGGCUGCUGGGCCUGGAGCGCCACCCGGCCACCCGCCUGCGCUUCACCAAGUGCUUCAGCUUCGCCAACACCGAGUCGGAGAACUGUUACCUCAACCAGCGGGCGCACUUCUUCAGCGAGGUGGAGGGGCUGGACGACUACAUGGAGGCCCGCGAAGGCAUGCAGCUGAAGAACGUGGAGUUCAAGGACUACCUGCUGGUGUACGCUCACCCCGACCGCCUGCCCUGGUACAUCUCACAAUACGCCUUCUGGGCGGCCGGCCUGCUCCUGCUGUCGUGGCCGCUGCGGGUGUUGGUCGAGUGCCGCACGGCCUACGUCCACUACCAUGUGGAGAAGCUGUUCGGCCUGGAGUACGCGGCGGCGACGACGGCCGCCACGCCGAGCGAGGAUGCGGGCCUGUGCUCGCCGGCCGCCCGGGUGGGCACGGUGGACAGCACCGAGCUGGAGUGGCACAUCCGCAGCAACCGCCAGCUCAUCCCCAGCUACUCGGAGGCCGUGCUGAUGGACCUGGCCUCACUCUCCAUCUGCAACGGCUACUCCACCUGCGGCAUCGUGCGCGCCGGCGACUGCGACGGCCGCUCCAGCUCCUCCUCCAUCUUCUCCCGCAACGUAGGCCGCAGCCACUCCCGCUUCUCGCUCGACACCAGCCGCUUCUCGCUGUGCCGGCUGCACGGAUCCGGCCGCACCGGCCUGUGGCGUAGCCGCAGCAGCAACAUCAACAUCGACGAGCGCGGCCGCGACGACCACUUACGAUCCUACUCCAGCCAGCUGGCCAUUAGCGACAGCCCGCCCAACUACCAAGACGCCCGCUUCUUCCCGGUGCUCAUCGUCCACCGGCCCUGCCAGGGCCGAGAGGGAGACGGGCGCAGGUACUACAUCAGACGGAACUCCUGCCUGGAAACAUCCUUGUGACCCACCCUUCUCCCUUCCUCCUCUGAGCUGUCAUCCACUUCUCCUCUCUGUAAUGUCCUUCAAACCUCGCGGUCCUCAGCAUUUCUCCUGUCCCCUCCUGCAUCUACUUCAUCCGGCCACGUCUUCGUCUAGAUGCCCCCAGGUUCUGCGAUCCAUCUCUCCAACCCUUUCCAACCUUCCCUGCCUCCAUUCACCAUGCUCGUGAGAACCUCAUGUUAACCCCCCCCCCCCCCCCCCCCUACUGUCCACAGAUCCCCUCUUAUCAAAAACCUGUCGUUAUGUAUUUCAAUCCUAGGAAGAUUCUUCACGCCAAAGGUGCAGUUUGCAUCCAUGAUGUGAUGUGAUCUCUCUAGGAUGCUGCUGUGAGGUUGGUCAGUGCUGGUUUUAUGGCUUAGCUUCAACAGAGGUGAACUCCACCAAGAGUUACAAGACUGGCAGAUCUUUCUGGAUUUCUUUCAGAAGCUGCCAAAUGCUAACUCCCAAAAGAUUCCGACAGGAGUUUUCCGGUUAAAAUCUUUUCAACGAUAGGCGGGUGAAGACGAGGUAAGGUAAGUACAUUUGCAGACUUGCAGUUUGUAUCUUCCUGCAGUCAGAGGAGCUAAGAGUUUCGGUCAAAGCCGAUGAGUGAAAUGCACGAUCUGAUGUUAGAUAGAGCUCUAAGGGCCAGCGGACUCAAGGGAUAUGGGGAGAAGGCAGGCACGGGUUACUGAUUGUGGAUGAUCAGCCAUGAUCACAAUGAAUGGCGGUGCUGGCUCGAAGGGCCAAAUGACCUCCUCCUGCGCUUAUUUUCUAUGUUUCUGACAACACACAUUCAAACAAGCAGCUUGUUGGUGUUCUGACGGGUGUAUGUUCUACCAAACAGGCUGAUGGACACUUAACCCAGAGUGUCAGUGGUGUAACAUUGCACAGGGAGAAGCUGCUCUUGCAAUCCUUUUGUUCUUUAACACAUGCGGUUGACAGAUUAUUGGAAAUAGACGGGAUACAGUCACUUUGCACAUUGUUCUUUCACCUAUGGGGGCUUUGGAGGGUGGGGGUGGGUCACACUGUUAUAAUAUUCCUCUAUCCACCAUCGUAAUGCAUCUAUUGAAGCAUUGGUUCACAGUGGUAUGAUAUUCCCCUAUCUGAAUGGGGUCACAGCUCAGUCACAAUACCACAAGAUCAGGAUAUCAUAACAAUAAAAUGCACGCAACAAAUCCAAUCAGCAGUUCAGCUUAGUUAAGAACAGAUCUGAUAAAGAUUCUAAGAUACACCUCAAACAUCAGAAGCUCAAGUUCCUAUUCCUAUUGCCCAUUCGAUCUUGUCACAUUAUGUUUUUCUAUCUCAAAUCUUUGCAGUCUGGGCUCAUCACUCUGAGGCCUCGUGACUCCUAGAGGGUGUAGCAAAACCCAACACAUUAGCUGGGUUCAAUUUGUAAAUCUAUUGUUAAAUAAGAUUGAUAUCUGCUUAUAAAUUGUGCAUAUAUUUGAAAAAGAAAUAAUUUUCAGAGCUUUGGUUCAGCCCAGAAAUAGUGAACUCAUUUGAUAGCUUGUUAGAGAGUUGAUAUGAUAGCCUUUCUCUUGGUUCUUUCAUCUCCCCAAAAUCUGCUUUACACGGGAAAGGUGAACAUUUAGAAUUCCCACUCUCAAGACCUGGGGUUCAGAUUGGUUAGAUUUUUGUUAAGUACGAAUAUUUAGGGAACCAAUGAGCACUUGGAGUGCAAAUGAAGAUCUAAUUGAAGGAACUCCUAACAGCCUGUUUCAGAGUUGGAACAAGAGGUGACAGAACGGUUACCAGCGAUGCAGACAGUUCACGGCCUUAAGUAUGAGCAAGUUAGUGGAAUAUUCGUUUUGGUGCUGAGUUUUUGCUCAUUUAAACAAGCUAAAGGUGUCCAUCGUAACCAGUUUAUUCUUCCGGGCUGGGUGGUUGUGAAGUUUUGGUUGCAAUGGUGGCACAAUGGGUGGCUGCAGGAGAUUUGGAAAUGGAGGGAGAGUGGGGGGGGGGGGGGGGGGGGGGGCGGUGGGUUGAGUGAAAGAUUAACUGGGCUUCCCACUAUCUUACUCAGGAGUCAUAAGCAGGUCAACCCAAAGCCUUCUGGAAUUAUCCAUUAAUCUCUUGUGAACAAACUUUGGAUGGCAAUGUUUGUGACUCUGUGUGCCAGUUCAGUGGAAAGCAGCCUUGGGCAAGAAGUAUUGGACUCAAACCCAGACCCAAAGACUUCUGGUGAAAACUCUGUGCUGUGCUGCCGUGCCAGAAUCUGCUGUCUUUUUGUGUGCAUUUUUACCCUGAUUAAUAUGUAAAUGUUCACAAGGUACUAUUUUGGAGGGAAAAAAAUGAAGCUCUCUAUGUUACCCCUGUUAAUAAUCAACCCUCAACCAUCAUCACUUCAAGACUGGUCAUCCAUUCAUUACUUCUUGUGGAAUCUUGCUGUACACCAGUUAGCUGAGGAGUUUCUGAUAUUAGAACAAUUAUUUCAUUGACAGCCUAUGUGAAAAGGGCAGUAUAAAACCUUCCUGGGCCUUGGUUUUAACAUGACAUCAGUCAGUGCCCCCUACAAUGCAAUUGAUUAAGCAGCAGAGUAGAACACUGCCCAUCAUGUCCUUACUUGGGUGAUUCAGUGGAAUGUCCCUGGAAGUUGUUUGAGCAAUUGGCCCUCAAAUGAAUUAAGAGGCUGAGAUGUGGAUAAAUUGAUCCUUUGUUCUGCACCUGACCAUGUGGAAUCAAAAGAGAGCAAAUGUUAAUGUUUUAUAGCAAGGCUUUGCAUGCAGCAAGGUGUGGACAGCCAACUAGUCAUGACAAAUACAUUUUCUUUACAACAUGUGAACAUAACACUGGAAAUGCCAGCAGUUGAUACCCAUCAAUAAUCACCCCCUCAAAUAAAUGGCUUAUUCAGCCACUUCGGAGAGCAGAUGGUGGAUCUGAAAGUACAUAAAUAUUGGUUUCUUCCUUGAAGGACAUUAGUGUGACAGGUAUAUUUUAUAAUAAGUCUGGUUGUUCCACGGUUACUAUUACUGAUGCAACUUUUGUUUGAAUCCCGGAUCGAUUUAUUUAUUUAUGACACCAGUUUAAACGCCACGGUUGCUGGGAUGUGAUUUAAACACGUUUCUCCAGAUUAUUGGUUCUGGCGUCUGAUGUUAGUCCAGAUGUUAGUCCAGACGUUCAAUAACUUAAUCGCUGCACUACUUCACUCAUGAUUGAAGGUUACAUAAUCGCCACCUAUACCAAGAUGAACUCACCAGCUCUUAACUGAAUAAUGCCAAGGCAUCUGUAAUACUUCACUGACAGCCUGUCUGUUUAAUAUCUCCUCUGAGAAAUGGUACCUCAGACUAUGCAGCACUCCCUUUAUGCCAGACUGGGUUUUAUGCUCAUGUCCCAGACAUGGUUUCAAAUCCAAAUCCCCCAUGCCACAGGGAAAUUUCACUCUGAAUGCACUCUCAACUGCUGGAAUUGAGUGGGCCAAUCAACUCCACAACUGCUUCACGUGUGGAGGUCAAACAAGGGCAGAAUGCAGCUCAGCUGUAAUAGUGCCUGCAAUUAAACAGCCUCCUGUCAGCCUCUAAUCAGCAGCCCUGUUAGAAGCCACAUGGUCCAGGGGGAACCACCUUCCAGUGAGGAGUUUAGGAAGGGGUUAGGAAGCAAAUUGAGAACUCUUAACCUGGUGUGUCUGGUCUAUGCGGUUUGUGGAUAGAAACAAGACUUUGGAGAUUUUUCAAUGACAUGCUGAAUCUUUGAAGGUGCAAGGAGUGAGUUCUACAUCCUGCCACCCUCCCCUUCCCCCACUGCUGUAGGCUGACCUUGGCCACUUUUCCCAAUCUACGUUUGCAAAGCCCUUAUACCUUUGACUGUUAACACUGUGGAAUAUUGAACUGGGACUAACUAUGCAAACAAAAACCUUGCCACGGAUGUCAAGAAGAGGGCCCAAGGAGGCAGAGUGAUGCCGGAGCAUCUGAAUGCUUUGUGUCUCGUGUUUGUCUGCAGCGUGGACUAGCAGUCCCUCAGUAACUGCUCCUGGCUGGUGGGUCCAUUGUCUUCCUGCUCAACCCCUACCGCACCCCCUCCCCCCACUAACCCUUG